AUGAAAGCCGGUCUUUUCCUCGCCACGGCCUCGAUGGCCCUAACCGCCUCAGCCCACUACGUCUUCCCUGCCCUCAUCCAAGACAACGCCCCAACCGGCGACUGGAAGUACGUCCGCGACUGGACCGGCUCCUACGGCAACGGCCCCGUCGAAGACGUAAGCAGCCUCGACAUCCGCUGCAACAAGGACGCCAGUACCGCGGGCAACGACACCGACACCCUCCCCGUCACAGCGGGCUCAGACAUCGGCUUCACGGUGCGCAGCGGCAUCGGCCACCCUGGGCCGCUCCUCGCAUACAUGGCCAAGGCGCCCGGCGACGCUAGCGACUUUGAGGGUGAAGGCCAGGUCUGGUUUAAGAUUUACGAGGACUUCCCGACGGUGGGCGACAAUGGACUUACAUGGCCGAGUAACGGCGCAACAACCGUGAACUUCACGAUCCCGGCGUCCCUGCCCGACGGCGACUACCUCCUGCGCGUGGAGCACAUUGCGCUGCAUGGGGCGGGUACGGAGGGCGGUGCGCAGUUCUAUCUUUCUUGCGGGCAGGUCAGCGUCACUGGUGGUGGGAACGGGGAUCCUGCGCCGCUGGUUGCGUUCCCUGGCGCUUAUGACCCGACGGAUCCUGGGAUCCUGAUUAACAUUUACUGGCCGGUGCCGACGAAUUAUACGCCGCCUGGGCCGAAGGUUUGGAGGGGGUAG
This is a messenger RNA of Aspergillus mulundensis, 696 nucleotides long. Its product is annotated as lytic polysaccharide monooxygenase auxiliary activity family 9 protein. The transcript has 3 exons. Bases 1 to 696 code for a protein of 231 amino acids. The record is from RefSeq and is a predicted model, not a curated record. Lineage: Eukaryota; Fungi; Ascomycota; Eurotiomycetes; Eurotiales; Aspergillaceae.